AUGGUUCAAAAUGUCUUUAUAGUAGCUGCCAAAAGAACGGCAUUCGGAGCCUUCGGCGGUUCUCUAAAAGGAUUUACAGCCACGGAAUUAGGUUCCUUUGCUGCGAAAGCCGCAAUACAAAGUCUUAACAAAACCGUCCCCAUUGAUUCGGUGAUAUUCGGGAAC
Molecule: messenger RNA, 165 nt
Organism: Acaulospora morrowiae
Lineage: Eukaryota; Fungi; Glomeromycota; Glomeromycetes; Diversisporales; Acaulosporaceae
Source: the annotation of a GenBank genome assembly